This is a messenger RNA of Zonotrichia leucophrys gambelii, 2521 nucleotides long. It is a transcript of the gene CHRM4, whose product is annotated as cholinergic receptor muscarinic 4. Gene Ontology annotation, molecular function: G protein-coupled serotonin receptor activity; G protein-coupled acetylcholine receptor activity. The record is from RefSeq and is a predicted model, not a curated record. The transcript has 3 exons. Gene Ontology annotation, biological process: regulation of locomotion; chemical synaptic transmission; adenylate cyclase-inhibiting G protein-coupled acetylcholine receptor signaling pathway. Lineage: Eukaryota; Metazoa; Chordata; Aves; Passeriformes; Passerellidae. Gene Ontology annotation, cellular component: dendrite; plasma membrane; synapse. Bases 156 to 1733 code for a protein of 525 amino acids.
AGGCCGGGGCCGAGCCGGCAGCGCCGAGCCCUCCCCUCUCCCCUCUCCCCGCCCCUCCGCCGCCCGCGGCGCCGCCGGGACCGGGAGCCGGGACCGGAGCCGGGACCGGAGCCGGGCCAUGCCAGCCGGAGCCCCCGCGGGCGCGGCGCGGCACCAUGGCCGCUGAGAACCGCUCGGCGCCGGGCGGCGGCGCGCCCUGGGCUGGGCUGCCCGAUUUCAUCUUCCAGAAGGAGCUAUUUGCUGUGAGAGACACAGAUCCCAUGCACAACCUCUCUGCUCAGCCCUGGCAGGCAAAGAUGGCCAACCUGACCUAUGACAACUUCACCCUGGGCAACCACUCCGAGGUGGCUGUGCAGCCUCCCACCAACUACAAGACAGUGGAGCUGGUUUUCAUUGCCACUGUCACCGGCUCACUCAGCCUUGUCACUGUGGUGGGGAACAUCCUGGUGAUGCUCUCCAUCAAGGUGAACCGCCAGCUCCAGACUGUCAACAACUAUUUCCUCUUCAGCCUGGCCUGCGCAGACCUCAUCAUCGGGGUCUUCUCCAUGAACCUCUACACGGUCUACAUCAUCAAAGGCUACUGGCCACUGGGGGCCGUGGUGUGCGACCUGUGGCUGGCUCUGGACUAUGUGGUGAGCAAUGCCUCUGUCAUGAACCUGCUCAUCAUCAGCUUUGACCGGUACUUCUGUGUCACCAAGCCCCUGACGUACCCGGCCAGGAGGACCACCAAGAUGGCAGGGCUAAUGAUCGCGGCCGCGUGGAUAUUGUCCUUCAUUCUCUGGGCCCCUGCCAUCUUGUUCUGGCAGUUCAUUGUAGGCAAGAGGACAGUCCCUGAGAGGGAAUGUUACAUCCAGUUCCUCUCCAACCCAGCGGUGACAUUUGGCACAGCCAUUGCUGCUUUUUACCUGCCCGUGGUCAUCAUGACGGUGCUGUACAUCCAUAUCUCCCUGGCCAGCAGAAGCAGGGUAAGGAGGCACAAGCCUGAGAGCAGGAAAGAGAGGAAAACCAAGUCCCUCAGAUUCCUCAAGGGCCCCAUGGUCAAACAGAACAACAAUAAUUCUCCCAAGAGGGCUGUGGAGGUGAAGGAGGAGGUGAGGAAUGGGAAAGUGGAUGACCAGCCAUCUGCACAGACAGAGGCCACUGGCCAUCAGGAGGAGAAGGAGACAUCCAAUGAGUCCAGCACCGUCAGCAUGACCCAGACCACAAAAGACAAGCCCACAGCAGAAGUCUUGCCAGCAGGGCAAGGACAGAGUCCAGCCAUCCCCCGGGUGAACCCAACUUCCAAGUGGUCCAAGAUUAAGAUUGUCACCAAGCAGUCUGGGUCUGAAUGUGUCACCGCCAUUGAGAUCGUGCCAGCUAAGUCAGGUGCCUCUAACCACAACUCCCUGGCCAACAGCCGCCCAGUCAAUGUUGCCAGGAAGUUUGCCAGCAUCGCCAGGAGCCAGGUACGGAAGAAGCGCCAGAUGGCUGCCCGGGAGAAGAAAGUCACCCGCACCAUAUUUGCCAUCCUGCUGGCCUUCAUACUCACGUGGGCACCCUACAACGUGAUGGUCCUCAUUAACACCUUCUGUGAGACCUGCGUGCCCGAAACAGUGUGGUCCAUCGGCUACUGGCUCUGCUAUGUCAACAGCACCAUCAACCCAGCCUGCUAUGCCCUCUGCAAUGCUACUUUCAAGAAAACCUUCAAGCACCUUCUCAUGUGCCAGUACAGGAACAUUGGCACAGCCAGAUAAACUGGUACUCAGGGACCACUUCAGUAUCCUUAUGGAAACCCUUCCCUUUGCCUCCUUUGCCAGCAGAGGUUCUUCUGCUCACCACUCACAACAGUGCAGACUGUGCAGUGAUUGCAGAGGAUGCCCUUCAUCCAAUGCUGACAAAGAUCCAAGGCAUUUCUGAGCUACAGGUCCUUCCAGUCACCCUGGGCCUGGGGACUAGCUCAGGGAGCCAGGGAGAAAGUCAGAGGCAAGAGGAGAUGUGGUCACCAGGAGCCCUUCCCAGCUCCAUGCUCUUCAGAUUGGCCAAAUGGCAUCAGUGUUUCUCCUAAGACUGGAUGUACCUUUUUCCCCAGCUGACCAUCUCCAUGGCAUCAGAUCUUGUCUGCAUGCAGAUGGGCUAAUGCUGGAUGCUUUCCAUUGGCUUAUAAAGCAUUUAUUACCCAAGAAAUGAAAAGAAACCAGGAUCAAACAUUGCUAGACAUCUUGGACCAGGCUGACUCAGGCAGGCUAAUGGGGAGUCCUGCUGGCCCAGGCAGGCCCCCUGUGAAGGCAGUCAAGACUGGAGCCUAACAGAUGUGGCAAGAUGCUUCCUUUCCCUUGAGAGUGCCAUCAGACAUCCUCACCCAGGGUCCUGGGGCAGAAUUUUUCCCUGGGCUCUGGCUCUGCUCUCCCCUUCACAUCCUUUCUGCCCUUAGACAGCAAUUUGCUGGAAAGACAGACAGAUAAACCAAGCAUUUCACUCCUGGGUAAGGAGUGUGAGACCCAGUUGCCCCCGACAAUGAUGGAAACUAAAACUGGAAAGAAAA